This is a messenger RNA of Puma concolor (puma), 1536 nucleotides long. The record is from RefSeq and is a predicted model, not a curated record. Lineage: Eukaryota; Metazoa; Chordata; Mammalia; Carnivora; Felidae.
AUGGUGGCUGAAAAGUUGCUCAUCCCAGAUGGCUGUGGGGUCAAAUACAUCCCUAAUCGUGGCCCCUUGGACAAAUGGUGGUAUUGGCAAGAGAAAAAGAUACCGAUGUAUGUGAAGUUUAUGGAAGAUAACUACCGUCCUGAUUUCAAAUAUGAGGAUUUUGGACCACUAUUUACAGCACGGUUUUUUAAUGCGAGCUACUGGGCAGAUGUUUUUCAGGCUUCUGGUGCCAAAUACACUGUCUUAACUUCCAAACAUCAUGAAGGCUUUACCUUGUGGGGCUCAAAGCAUUCAUGGAACUGGAAUGCGGUGGAUGUGGGGCCCAAAAGGGACCUUGUCAAGGAGCUUGAGGCAGCUAUUAGGAACAGGACUGACCUUCGCUUUGGACUGUACUAUUCCCUCUUUGAAUGGUUUCAUCCACUCUUCCUUGAGGAUAAGUCCAGGUCAUUCCAUCAGCAACAAUUUCCAGUUUCCAAGACGCUGCCAGAACUCUACGAGCUAGUGAACAAGUAUCAGCCGGAGGUCCUGUGGUCGGAUGGUGAUGGAGAUGCCCCUGAUGACUACUGGAACAGCACGGUCUUCUUAGCCUGGCUGUAUAACCAAAGCCCCGUUCGGGACACAGUCGUCACCAAUGACCGCUGGGGACUCGGUACCAUCUGUAAGCAUGGCGGCUAUUAUACCUGCAGUGAUCGUUACCACCCAGGACAUCUUCUGCCUCAUAAAUGGGAAAAUUGCAUGACAAUAGACAAGUUUUCCUGGGGUUACAGGAGAGACGCCAGACUCAGUGACUAUCUUACAAUCGAAGAACUAGUGAAGGAACUUGUAGAGACAGUUUCAUGUGGAGGAAAUCUUUUGAUGAAUAUUGGGCCCACAUAUGAUGGCACAAUUCCUGUAAUUUUUGAGGAGCGACUGAGGCAAAUGGGGACCUGGCUAAAAGUCAAUGGAGAAGCUAUUUAUGAAACCUACCCUUGGAGGUCCCAGAGUGACAUCACCCCAGACGUGUGGUACACAUCCAAACCUAAACAAAAGUUGGUCUACGCCAUAUAUCUUAAAUGGCCCACAUCAAGACAUCUGUUUCUUGGCCAACCCAUCGCUACCCCGGGGGCAACAGAGAUUAAACUACUGGGACACGGACAGCCACUUAACUGGACGUCUUUGAAGCCAAAUGGCAUACUGGUAGAACUGCCACGUCUAACCUUUGAUCAGAUGCCCUGUAAAUGGGGCUGGGCUCUAGCACUAACUAAUGUGAUCUAAUUUGCAGCAGAGUAGUUCAUGCUGCAGGUACAUCGAAGACUCGAAAAUAUCAGGUUUCUAUAAUUGUAGCAUAUAGAGAAAGCAAAUGUAAAAUUGGUCAAGGAAAGUCAAAUAUUUAGGCAAUUCAGGUCCUUUCCCCUCUUACUGCUUAUGUUUGUUCCUAAAUUACCCAUGUAAUUGUUUUACCUCUCCAGUGUACUUUGCCAUUGAAGUCUCUUCACAUUGAAUUUAUUUCCAUGUGUGAUUAAGAGGUGGAAAUUUUUGUUUUAUGGUAGCCAGGAA